Staurois parvus is the source of this 283-nucleotide messenger RNA. The record is from the annotation of a GenBank genome assembly. NCBI's taxonomy places the organism in Eukaryota, Metazoa, Chordata, Amphibia, Anura, Ranidae.
AUGUAUGUGAAAUGGUUUGAUACAGUAAUGUUUUACUAUGUUAUUUUAGUGAAUGUCACUUUUUGUCAUUUUCAAAUUUCCCGCCGUGUCAGGGGACGGAAUCCAGAAGACAGAUGUCGGCAUCUGCCGGAGGACAUAACAGAGGACACUGCAGGAGGGACAUCGUGGGAGCGCAGGACAAGUUAAGAGAAGAACAGAUCCCGGAGCAGUGCUGCAUGGUAAGCCCGAGUGUAGCUCGGGGUUACCGCUUGUGCUACACUUGGGAAUACCGCCAGGGAGGAUA